Molecule: messenger RNA, 492 nt
Organism: Meleagris gallopavo (turkey)
Lineage: Eukaryota; Metazoa; Chordata; Aves; Galliformes; Phasianidae
Source: RefSeq, a predicted model, not a curated record
GGCUCAGCGGGGUGGGGGGAAGAGGAGGAGGGUGUUUGUUCUGGGGCAAACUGGGAAAGAGGGGAUCUGGGGGCUCGCAGGGAGGAGCAGCUUUUGUACGCAAACCGAGUCCAACCCUCCCACCCCAACCCCAACCUCACGCAGGCCAAGACGAAGGGGAACAACGUGGGUUUGGGGGUGAAGUAUGCAGAGAAGCAGCAGCGUCGCUUCCAGCCUGAGAAGCUGCGUGAAGGCAGGAACAUCAUCGGCCUCCAGAUGGGCACCAACAAGUUUGCCAGCCAGCAAGGCAUGACGGCGUACGGCACGCGGAGGCACCUCUACGACCCCAAAUUGGGGACAGACCAGCCAUUGGAUCAGGCCACCAUCAGCCUCCAGAUGGGCACCAACAAGGGGGCCAGCCAGGUACCACCAUGCCCCAUAGCACCGAGGGGCUGCUGGGUGGGGAAGGACAAGGGAAGGAAGGAGGGGGAGAGAAGGGGGAAGGGCAAGGGG